Messenger RNA from Gambusia affinis (western mosquitofish), 4940 nucleotides. RefSeq names its product phospholipid phosphatase 5 (gene plpp5). The transcript has 8 exons. Gene Ontology annotation, molecular function: phosphatidate phosphatase activity. Bases 236 to 1036 code for a protein of 266 amino acids. Lineage: Eukaryota; Metazoa; Chordata; Actinopteri; Cyprinodontiformes; Poeciliidae. The record is from RefSeq and is a predicted model, not a curated record. Gene Ontology annotation, biological process: phospholipid metabolic process.
CACAAACCGGAAGUGUUAGUUUUAGCCGUUAACUUCACUUGCAGCAACCCUCUUCCGUGACACCUCUGUUUCUCCAAAUACAUCCAGUGUCUGCAGAGAAAGAGGGAUGCCGAGGCUCGUUUUGUGUUAAAUUGACGAGUUAAAUCAAGUAUGGAGAGAUGAAUUCCGGCCUGUUUAAGUAAAGAAGUGGCGGGAUGAUGUUUGCUGUUGACUGAAGUCCAAACCAAGAACCAAAAUGAAGAGGAGACUGCUGCAAGGUUUCCUGUCGGAAAUCUCCAUCCGGUUUGCUCUUCUGUUUGUGUUCCUCGUGACGGAGCAGCUCCCUCCUUUCUACCGGGAGAUCCAGGCCGAGGAGAUGUGGCUGUACAAGUUCCACCGCGUGGAGUCGGACCAUGUACCAACCUCUCUCAUGUUUAGUGUGGCUGUUUUAACCCCACUGAUUAUAAUCCUGGUUUUUAACCUGUUGAGAAAGUCGGAGCAUGGCGAUCUGAGAGAAGCCUCUCUGGCUGUGACUCUGACUCUGGUGCUCAAUGGAGUUUUUACCAACGUCAUCAAACUUGUUGUUGGCAGGCCGAGACCAGAUUUCUUCUAUCGCUGUUUCCCGGACGGUCAGAUGAACUUGGAGCUGCGCUGCAGCGGUGACCCAGAUGUUGUCAUAGAGGGACGAAAAAGCUUUCCCAGCGGACACUCCUCCUUUGCUUUUGCAGGUUUGGGCUUCACAGCGCUGUACAUCGCAGGAAAGCUGCGCUGCUUCAGUCCGGCUGGCCAAGGCAGAGCGUGGCGGCUGUGUGCCUUCCUCACGCCUUUGCUCCUCGCAGCUGUAAUCGCUCUUUCCAGAACCUGCGACUACAAGCACCACUGGCAAGAUGUGUUAGUCGGGUCCAUGUUGGGUCUGGCCUUCGCCUGGCUCUGCUACAGGCAGCACUUUCCUCCACUUCAGGACCCGGACUCCCACAAACCGAUCCGUCAGAGACAGACUGUCCCCGCGGCGCAGGAGCGUAAGUUGGCCAACUCCAACUUCCUCCUGCCUCUGUAGAGCCGCUGCGACCCGAACACUUUCCACGGGAUUGCAAGGAGAUCCGUGGAAUUACGGUUUUCAAAAUGGUUGGGAUGGAAACUUUGUGCUUAUAUUUAUUGUUGGUUAUUACUUCUGCAGCUUUUGAAGUUUCUGUGAGUGUGAUUGAAUGAAUUACCAAAUCAUUAACAGUUCUAAUUAGGCAAACUGAAAAGUAUCAUAACAUACCGGCUAUUUUAGUUUCAUGGUUCGACUUGAGUCUCCACCUGGACCAGUUCUGUGCCUUUAGGUUACAGCAAUUGAGACAAUUUAACUACACAACCACUGCUUAGCUGCGUUAACCAUUAUUGGGUGACUUGAUUGUUUAAUCUUGCAACUUUUUAAAGAAGCAGAUAUGCAGGCACUAGAUCUAAUUUAUUUCCAUUAGUCUUUAUUCUUGACUGAAUAGAAGAUUUGUGGUCUUAAAGGUCUGUUCCAUAAGAGUGCAGAUCUUUUGAAUCUACUUCAGUAGUCUUCUGGUAUUGAAGUGGUCGCAACACUGCAAAAACAUAAAAACUUACCAACUAUUUUUUAUCUAGUUUCCAAUCAGAUAUCUUAGUGAAAUAAGACUAAACUAACUUACAAGUAACUUUUCAGCUACAUAUAGGAGCUUGAUUUCAAUAAAUAAUUGAAAUACUAGUUCCACUGGAAGAUGAUUUCUUAUAAUAAAACAUUUUUCCAUGCUAUAAGUCAAAUAAUUGACCACUGGAAGUAUAUUUCUGAUCAAUAAAAAUAAAUUAUUGAUUUAAAAGAAGCUCCUAUAUCUUGCUAAAAAGUUAUUUUUAAUUCUUAAGAUUUUAUGUUUUUGUAGUGAUCAGGAACAUUACCCUGAGAUUUUUCUUUGUUCAUCAUUUUUGCCUCAAAUUAGCCAAAGCACAACCCUGAACCUUUGCAGGAUAUUGCCAACUUUUUGUGAAAGUAUUUAUUUAUAUAUAUUUUUGCUUUGGAGGACAGCGACAUGCUGUAAAUCGAUUUAAAAGAAACUGGGACCUUUUAAGCUAACGUUUUCCACAUCCUCUCAUAUAUCAUUAUUUUGAUCAAAUUUUCCAUUUUUUUUUUCUGUUCAGGUUUGUUACUGCAACACAAAGAUAAUGUUUGUAAAACCUGUUUCUUGAAUUUCAAUAGGGCGGUAAUUUGUUCAGUGAGGAUUUCCGGAAGAAAUGCAGUGAAAUGUCAUCUUCUUCACUUAGCUCAGACACAGACAAAGAAAGAAUUAUCAUUAAAGUGAAGAAUUUUCUUUCUUUAUUGGCUUAAAACUCAACAAAAACAUCUCCAAUCACAUUAACGGUCUGGCUGUUUACUCCCCGUUCUGUAUUAAAUUAUUGAUUUUUGUAAUCCUUGAGAAAAACUGUUCUAACGAAAGAGUGCUUUUGUGCAUCUUCUUUAUCAGUGUUUAUUUCCCCAGUGCUCAUCCUGUUUACAUAUCCCCACUGAAUAUUACCACAAUCUGUCAUUAUUGUUAUUUUAUUAUUAUUAUCAGUCAUAGAUUAGCAGGUUUAUAAAUAGGACUGUUACAGAUAAGGACGUGUAUCUGCUUAGAAAAGGAAAAUCAUGAUUUAUGUUUCAUACUUUUUUAUGUUCAUUUGCUUUGUGAUAUGAAAUUGUGAAGUGUGAAUCUAGUGUAAGCAGAGCUGAGUUAUAGGGACCAUUUCAUGUGAAAAGGAAGGGAAAUGGGAGGAAAGUAAGUGGGAGUGAUUUUAGUAGUUUGCUUCCUCUAAGGGUAGAUUUGUGAUUUAGAUGGUAGCGCAGCGUUGGGACUGUUAGAUUUAUGCAUAUUUAAUUUGUUGAGGCUUAAGCCACAAAAGUUGUUGGUUUCUUGAAUAAUUGAUGACUCAAAAUUAGUCACAUUGUUUUAUUAUCCAUCCGUUUUGUUGAAAGCUUAACUACAGCUUCGUCAGCAGGACUCUUUUUUUUUGCUGCCUUUGUUUGUGUUGCUUUAAUUCUUUCUGUUUUGCUUUAGUGUUUCUUGAAUGUUUGUCAUUCGCUGUUUCGUUGUUUGUGUUUCAUCUCUGGCUUCAUGUGCCAAACUCUUUAGUAUAACAAGCAAAUGUAGCAGCACCACGUUGUGCUUCAGAGUUACUAUAGUGCCUGCUGUACUUUAACUUUAGUCUCUGCUAUAGCUGAACAGCCCAAUGGAUCAUAUUGUUACAGGGUUUUAUGACUGUAAAGGGAAUGUAAGGGAAACCUUUCCUUGUUUCAGUGAAUCUAACACCUACUGUAACUGUGGUUUUUGUUGACAGCUGGGUUUAUGAAUGAAUUGAAGCUGAAGCGAAACGCUCCAUGAGUUAGUUUUUGGUAGUAGGCAUGGGUCGGUAAAUUUGCAAAAUGUGAUAACUUUAUCCAAAAGUACUACAAUUUCACUGUAAUAAACCUGAAUAUAACACAAAAAAGUAAAUUAUGAUCUGUUUUCUUUAUAUUUGCAAAAGAAAAACAACAAUUAAUAGUCCUGCUGAAAUGUUGAAUAAAAAAAUUAGUAGGGAUUUUCAGGUAAAUGUGCCUACAUGUUUUUGCAGAGUGAACUCAGUCAGGCUACCUUCUCUGGGGCUAAUUAGUUGGUUUCCACACUACAAAAAUCAGUUGUUAAUACAGAAAUGUUUUGCUUUUCUUCUAUAGAUGUUGUAGCUUUCUUUCAGCUAGCUGACUGGCAGUGCAAAGCAACAGGUUGGAGAGGGGCAGAAUGGAGUUAUUCCAUCUGCUCCAGCACUUUCUCUGACUUCUCACUCAGAUAAUCAGAUUUUAACCUUUUAUUUUUCUUAACCUCUGCAUAUCUUGAUACCACUAGCCGACCCAUGCCUGCUUGGUAGUGACUGUGGAACCAGAUCUUUGUACUGGACCCGACAGAGGUUGAACCUCUCCUGCUGGUCAGGUGCCGCAAAAAGCCAAAAUGGAAAUCUCCCUUCUCAUCUACUUUAGUUUUUCAAAAAAGGAAACUGUUUACCUGUGUUUUUUUGUUUGUUUGUUGUUGGGUUUUUUUUGCUUUGUUUUGUCUAGUUUUAUUACUUUUAUUAUUUUUCUGUAACGUUUUUGUGCUGUUGCUUAAUUUUGCUCGAGAUGUCAGCCUCUCUGUUAUUCUCAUUGUUUUUCUUGUGUUGGACCUUUUGCUACAAUCUGUGUAAAACCAGCCAAAGUUUGCAGGUUCAGAGCACGUCUGUGAGAAUCACUGCACUCCGAUCAGACUUGUCAGAAAAUGAGUGACUUUGUGCCUUUGUUUACUGCGUUACUUUACAGAUCCACGCCUCGCACCCUGUUAUUUUACAUGUACAGAACUCUGUGUUUCCAUGUGGCAUGCUGCCUUUUUACCUCAGAACAGAAAUGAUCAAGUGUUAUUUUUGAUGGAGUCAAACGUGAAUGUCCUAACGUUAGAGGGACACCUGGGGGACAAACCUCACUUUCAGACCUUAAAUCGAAAUACUAGCAUAUUUAAUUUCAUGGAAUGUUUAACUUUACUUGAAAUUUUUAUUCUAUUUUUUUUUUUUACAUGUGGUGAUUAUUAAAUUAAGAUUCAUAUUCUAGGGCACUUUGGUUUUAUUUGUUAGGCUUCUUGAUCUUGAUAAAAUUGUGCAUGUUUUACAGUUAAACAGCAUCUAAUUUAACUCACAGCUCCCGUCCACUUGUUAGGCUUCUUGUGGUUUUCAGUUCAUGUUUUUUGUAUCGGGUUAAUGCAAACGGGAUUAUUCGUAGAACUGCUUGUUAGCUUUAGAAUCACAGCCACAUGUAGCUGCUCAUUCUGAGAUGAUGUCCUGAUUUUUGUUUUCAAUUUUUUUUUCUCUCCAUGUUGUGAUGCUUGAACACUUUACUGUGUUGGGGAAAUAUUCCUGGUGUUUGCAUAUUUUCCUUCUUGGUAAUUAAUUGAAAAUUAAAACCAGAGAUGCAUCUUCUACAAAAA